Messenger RNA from Alexandromys fortis (reed vole), 1132 nucleotides. It is a transcript of the gene Mc5r, whose product is annotated as melanocortin 5 receptor. NCBI's taxonomy places the organism in Eukaryota, Metazoa, Chordata, Mammalia, Rodentia, Cricetidae. Gene Ontology annotation, biological process: regulation of metabolic process; adenylate cyclase-activating G protein-coupled receptor signaling pathway. The record is from RefSeq and is a predicted model, not a curated record. The transcript is spliced from 2 exons. The coding region runs from base 11 to 1132 and encodes 373 amino acids. Gene Ontology annotation, molecular function: melanocortin receptor activity. Gene Ontology annotation, cellular component: plasma membrane; cytoplasm.
CCUGGCCGGGAUGCAAGGCCAGAGCCCGGGAAACAGACACAACUCUCUUUCCCAGAAUCCGCCUGGAAAAAGCGAGGAAUCGUGCUCGCCUUUCCAUGGAGGAGAGCAGAAUGGUCCAUUUGAUGCCAAGACCUGGAGGCUUUUCCUUCCAGCCAUGAACUCCUCAUUUCAACUGCAUUUCUUGAAUCUCACCCCGAAUGCCACAGAGGACAACAUUUUAGGACCAAAUGUCAAGAACGUGUCUUCGGCCUGUGAGGACAUGGGCAUCGCUGUGGAGGUGUUCCUGACUCUGGGGCUCGUCAGUCUCUUGGAGAACAUCCUGGUCAUUGGGGCCAUAGUGAAAAACAAAAACCUGCACUCGCCUAUGUACUAUUUUGUGGGCAGUUUAGCAGUCGCCGACAUGCUGGUGAGCAUAUCCAACGCCUGGGAGACCAUCACCAUAUACUUGAUAAACAAUAAGCUCCUGGUGAUAACGGACACCUUCAUACGUCACCUUGACAACGUGUUUGACUCCGCGAUCUGCAUUUCUGUGGUGGCCUCCAUGUGCAGUUUGCUGGCCAUUGCCGUGGACAGGCAUGUCACCAUCUUCUACGCCAUGCGCUACCACCAUAUCAUGACGGCCAGGCGCUCGGGGGUGAUUAUCGCCUGCAUAUGGACUUUUUGCAUAAGCUGCGGCAUCGUUUUCAUCAUUUACUACGAAUCCAAGUAUGUCAUCAUUUGCCUCAUCUCCAUGUUCUUCACCAUACUGUUCUUCAUGGUGUCUCUCUAUGUCCACAUGUUCCUCCUGGCACGCAACCACGUCAAGCGCAUAGCAGCGUCCCCCAGAUAUAGCUCUGUGAGGCAAAGGACCAGCAUGAAGGGUGCCAUUACCCUCACCAUGCUACUGGGGGUUUUUAUUGUGUGCUGGUCUCCCUUCUUCCUCCACCUUAUCUUGAUGCUCUCGUGCCCCCAGAACGUCUAUUGCUCUUGCUUUAUGUCGUACUUCAGUAUGUACCUGAUACUCAUCAUGUGUAACUCGGUGAUUGACCCUCUGAUCUACGCCUUCCGCAUCCAGGAGAUGCGGAGGACCUUUAAAGAGAUCAUUUGUUGUCAUGGCUUUAGACUAAUUGGUAGGCUCUGUGGCAGGUGUUAG